AUGUUACUUGUCAUCACUUCUUAUCCUGCUUCCUUCUUUAUCGUAAUCUUUGGUCCUUCAAGGGUUUCACACAAGGCUGAUUCACUGGUGUAUGUAUGUACUCACAUUGAGUCACUGGUGUAUGUAUGUACUCACAUUGAGUCACUGGUGUAUGUAUGUACUCACAUUGAGUCACUGGUGUAUGUAUGUACUCACAUUGAGUCAAUGGUGUAUGUAUGUACUCACAUUGAGUCACUGGUGUAUGUAUGUACUCACAUUGACAACAAGACUGGUGUAUGUAUGUACUCACAUUGA
Molecule: messenger RNA, 294 nt
Organism: Candidula unifasciata
Lineage: Eukaryota; Metazoa; Mollusca; Gastropoda; Stylommatophora; Geomitridae
Source: the annotation of a GenBank genome assembly